This is a messenger RNA of Rotaria sp. Silwood1, 1884 nucleotides long. The record is from the annotation of a GenBank genome assembly. NCBI's taxonomy places the organism in Eukaryota, Metazoa, Rotifera, Eurotatoria, Philodinida, Philodinidae.
AUGUUAUCACCAUUCUCAUCAAUUAAUGACAAUAAUGAUUCAAAUAUCAUUGAUUCAUUGUAUCAAUUGUGUAAAGAUAAUGAAAUCGAAAAAGUUCGAAGUAUUUUACCAUUUAUUGGCAAUAUAAAUAUUAUAAAUAGAAUUCAAACUUCAACUGGCUCAACAUGUUUACAUGUCGCAUGUUAUUAUGGUCAUCGAGAAAUGGUAGAAAUGUUAUUGGAAUAUGGAGCUGUACAUUCCAUAAGAAAUAUACGAUAUAAUUUAACACCUUAUGAAGAAGCUCAAACAGAUGAUAUAAAACAAUUAAUUUUAGAACAUCAAAAAUUAUUUUCAAAUAAUGAUUAUGAUUAUAUUGAAUGGUCAGUAGUAGGCGAUGAUCUUCUUGGAAAACGUCGUGAAUUUCGUGAAGCUAUUGAUGUAUAUAAAACUUAUGAUAAUCAUCAUUUAAUGUCAAAAUUAUUAGCUGAAGUUAUUCAUUACUAUUUAAAUGAAUAUUUAGUAAAUCAAAUUAAUGAUACUAAAAAUCCCGAAGAUCAAAUUACUCGUAAACAAAUUGAAACUAUUGAAUCAUACUUUAAAGAAGCUAUAGAAAAACAAGAUUAUUUAACAUAUUUUAUCAAAGCUUAUACAUUAACAAAUUUUUUUUAUAAAGUACUAAAUAGAAAUUUAGCUUUAUAUAUAUUAGAAUAUUUUGAUGAAACAAAAACUUUUUCAUCAAAUUAUCGUCUUGUAAAUUGUCUUGUUCAUAUUGUAACACUUUUAAUUUAUAAUCCAAAUUUACCUCAAUAUCAAUAUCAAGGUAUAUGUUAUCGUGGUAUGAGAAUAACACAAAAUGAUUUAGAUCAAUAUCAAUUAAAUCAACAUAUAUUAAAUCGUACAUUUUUAUCAACAUCUACUGAUCAUCAAGUAGCGGCGAUGUUUGCUGGUGAAUGUCAACAAUCACAAAUGAGAUAUACACCUAACGAUCAUUGUGCAUUACAAUAUUCAUGUUUAUGUCAAUAUUUAAUAAAACAAAAUUCAACAGCUAUGGAUAUACAAAGUUUAUCAACAAGACCAGAUGAAAAAGAAAUUUUAAUUAUUCCAUUUUCCGUUUUUAAAGUAAUGAAAAUUAAACGAAAUUAUCUUGAUGAUUCAACAGCAUCGAUUUCCAUUGAAAUUGAAUUAGAAGAAUGUGAAGAUGUAAUUGAUGAUAAAAAAGUAUCAGAAAGUGAACCAACAUCGAGAUCAUCAUCAUUGUCAUCAUCUGAUAAUGAUAUCAAAGAAAUCGAACAUUACGUAAAAUUUAAACAGCGAAAAUAUCUUUUAUAUGGAAUUGUUGGAAUUUUGACAUUAGCUGCUCUUUUGGCGUUAACUUUUAUAUUCAUUUUUACUUUUGUUGGUUGUCCCAAUAUAUUAAAUCAAUCUAACUGGAAUGCGCGUCCAUAUUUAUUUCGCGAGAAUCUAACAACAUUCCCAGUAACACAUAUUGUUAUAAGACAAUUGGGUGAUUCGGAACCAAUUCUAAAUCAACAAGAUUGUAUUAGAAAUAUAAAAGAUCUUCAAGAUUUUCAAAUGGAUAAACUAGGUUGGGCUGAUAUUGGUUUUAAUUUUCUCAUAUGUAAUUAUAAUGAUGAUCAACAACAAAUUUAUAGAGGUAGAGGAUGGAUAAACCGGGGUGCACAUUGUCGUGGUUAUAAUUACAACUCUUUGGGUAUUGGUAAUAUCGGCAAUUAUGCUACUAGAAAAUCGUUAAGCACGUUUAAAUCAUUAAUUAAAUGUGGUAUUACAAAGAAUGCUAUUGUACAAAAUUUUAUAUUGAAUGUUUUUGAUGAACUUCAAACAGCUUUAAUUAAUAAAACCUUUGAAGCUGCUUUUAUUUCUCUACAAGGUUCGUACGGUAUUUAA